Messenger RNA from Emys orbicularis (European pond turtle), 999 nucleotides. RefSeq names its product olfactory receptor 52E4-like. Gene Ontology annotation, molecular function: G protein-coupled receptor activity; olfactory receptor activity. Bases 1 to 999 code for a protein of 332 amino acids. The transcript has a single exon. Gene Ontology annotation, biological process: G protein-coupled receptor signaling pathway. NCBI's taxonomy places the organism in Eukaryota, Metazoa, Chordata, Testudines, Emydidae. The record is from RefSeq and is a predicted model, not a curated record. Gene Ontology annotation, cellular component: plasma membrane.
AUGCAGGAGACACCGUUCUGCCUCAGAGUUGGACACCUUCUCCCCUACUCCAUGUCAGAUUCCAACACAACUGACUUCACCAACCCCUCCACCUUCAUCCUGCUGGGCAUUCCUGGCCUGGAGGCAGCCCAUAUCUGGAUCUCCAUCCCCUUCUGCACGAUGUAUGCCAUAGCCGUCUUGGGGAACUUCACCAUCCUGUUUGUCGUGAAGAUGGAGCUGAGCCUCCAUGGGCCCAUGUACUAUUUCCUCUGCAUGCUGGCUGUCUCCGACCUGGUCCUGUCUACGUCCAUCCUGCCCAAAACACUGAGCAACUUCUGGUUCAAUUCCAGGCAGAUCGAUUUCAGUGCCUGCCUCACCCAGAUGUACUUCAUUCACUGCUUCUUAACGAUGGAGUCUGGGAUCUUCGUGGCCAUGGCUUUUGAUCGCUAUGUGGCCAUCUGUGAUCCCCUGAGACAUUCCACCAUCCUGACAAACCAUGUGGUGGUCAAGAUCGGCCUGGCUGUGGUGCUGCGUGGUUGUGUGCUCGUACUGCCCACUCCCUUCCUGGCGCGGCGGUGGCCAUAUUGCAGUACCAACAUCAUUCCUCACACGCACUGCGAGUACAUGGCUGUGGUGAAGCUGGCCUGCGCUGACAUCCGUGUUAGUAGUUACUACGGCCUCUCUGUGGUAUUCUUUGUGACUGGUCUGGAUGUGCUUUUUAUCACUGUGUCCUACACCCAGAUCCUCAGGGCCAUCUUCAGGCUCCCCACAAAGGACACCCGGCUUAAGACUUUUGGGACCUGCGGCUCCCACUUCUGUGUCAUCUUAGCCUUUUACAUCCCCGGUCUAUUCUCCUUCCUCACACAGCGGUUUGGCCACAAUGUGGCCCUGCAUUUCCAAGUUCUCAUGGCCAACGUGUACCUCCUGGUGCCCCCCAUGCUAAACCCCAUCAUCUAUGGAGUGAGGACCAAACAGAUCCGGGACAGGCUACUCCGUCCCUUUCCUCAUAAAGGGAUCUAA